This is a messenger RNA of Poeciliopsis prolifica (blackstripe livebearer), 10678 nucleotides long. RefSeq names its product calpain-5-like. The transcript is spliced from 13 exons. Lineage: Eukaryota; Metazoa; Chordata; Actinopteri; Cyprinodontiformes; Poeciliidae. Gene Ontology annotation, biological process: proteolysis. The coding region runs from base 156 to 2084 and encodes 642 amino acids. The record is from RefSeq and is a predicted model, not a curated record. Gene Ontology annotation, cellular component: cytoplasm. Gene Ontology annotation, molecular function: calcium-dependent cysteine-type endopeptidase activity.
CCGUCAGAGGACCAGGGAGAGCGUGGUGAGGAAUCCCAGCAGCCCCCCCGGAGAGUGCGAGCCGGACCGGCUGGACCCCCUCCCCCUACCCCCGGAGGAGGACCCGAGAGAGACCCACGUUGCCACGGGAGAGGCCUCUGUGUCAGGGCUGAAGGAUGUUUACCUCGGUGAAGGCCUUUGAGGGGCAGCAGUACUCCACCCUGAAGAGGCAGUGCCUGCAGAGUGGCCUCUUGUUUGAAGACCCCCGCUUCCCCGCCACUGACGACUCGCUCUUUCACCAGGGCAACAGGAUUGGACGUGUGGUCUGGAAGAGGCCUCAGGAACUGUGUGAGGAUCCUCACCUGUUUGUGGAUGGCAUCAGUGCACAUGAUCUCCAUCAGGGACAGUUGGGCAACUGCUGGUUUGUUGCAGCUUGUUCCAGCCUGGCAUCCAGAGAGUCUCUUUGGCAAAAAGUCAUCCCGGACUGGAAGGAGCAGGAGUGGGACACAGAAAACCCUGACUCGUAUGCUGGGAUUUUCCACUUCCGCUUCUGGCGCUUUGGUGAGUGGGUGGACGUAGUGAUUGAUGACCGGCUGCCAACAGUAGACAACCAGCUUGUCUACUGCCACUCCAAUGACAGCAACGAGUUCUGGAGCGCCCUGGUGGAAAAGGCCUACGCCAAGGUUUAUGGCUGCUACGAGGCCUUGGAUGGGGGAAACACAGCAGACGCCCUGGUGGAUUUUACUGGCGGUGUUUCAGAGCCUGUUGACCUUCUGGAGGGUCAGAUGGCAACAGAUGAGGCGUCUCGUAACCAGCUGUUUGAACGAGUACUCAAGGUCCACAACAGAGACGGCCUCAUCAGCUGUUCUAUCAGGGCGACCACAGUGGAGGACAUGGAGGCUCGGCUGGACUGUGGUUUAGUCAAAGGCCACGCCUAUGCCGUGACAGAUGUUCGGAAGGUGCGUCUCGGACACGGACUGCUGGCCUUCUUCAAAUCGGAGAAGCUGCACAUGAUCCGCAUGAGGAACCCCUGGGGGGAGAAGGAGUGGAGCGGCCCGUGGAGUGACAGCUCUGAGGAGUGGAACAAGGUGAGCAAGAGUGAGAGAGAAAAGCUGGGUGUCACCGUGCAGGAUGACGGCGAGUUCUGGAUGAACUUUGAUGACUUCUGCCAGUAUUUCACUGACCUGAUCCUCUGCCGCCUCAUCAAUACCUCCUACCUGAGUAUUCACAAGACCUGGGAGGAGGAGGUGAUGAGGGGCUCCUGGAUCCAUCGCCAGGACCCUCUUCGGAACCGGUCUGGAGGCUGCAUCAACCACAAGACCACCUUCCUGCAGAACCCUCAGUAUGUGUUUGACGUGAAGAAGGUGGAGGAUGAGGUGCUGAUCUGCUUGCAGCAAAAAGAGAAGAGAGCCACACCCAAAGAAGGCAAAGGGGAAAAUCUUGCUAUCGGUUUUGAUAUUCACAGGGUGGAACUGAAUCGAAAGUACCGUAUGCACACAGCCCAGCAGAAAGUAGCCGGUUCCAUUUACAUCAACUCGCGCUGCGUCUUCCUCAGGAAGGAGCUAAAGGAAGGACGAUAUGUCAUCAUCCCCACCACCUUUGACCCCGGGCAGCAGGGAGAAUUUCUGCUCCGGGUCUUCACUGAUGUGCCUUCAGAUUGCAAAGAGCUGACUCUGGACGAUCCUCCUCAGACCUGUUGGACAGGGAUGUGUGGCUACCCUCAGCUGGUCACUCAGGUCCAUGUAGUGAGUGCUGAGGGGCUCCAGGGGCAGGACACCAACGGAGCUGUGGAUUCUUACGUGAUAAUCACCUGUGAAGGAGAGAGGGUUCGUUCACCAGUUCAGAAAGACACACGUUGCCCAAACUUUGACAUCAAAGGCCUGUUUUAUCGCAAAAAGCCCAAGGAAGCCAUCCAUGUCGAGAUCUACAACAAGAACAUGAUCAUGGACACCUUCCUGGGACAGGUGGUCCUGUUCAGUGAGCCCAAUGAGCGGCAGGAGCAGCACACGCUUCACCUCCGUGACAAGGGCAGUCGCCAGGACAACGACAUCCCGGGCAUGCUCACUGUGCGCCUCUUCACCUCCACCACACUCACCAACAUCUGACAAGCUCUUUACCGAAUCUGGGGAGGCUCACCCAUCUUUCUCAGCUCACUGUCCUUCACUCUGUUUUCCUACUUUUUCUUUUUGGGGAGUUUUUCAAAAUACCUGCAUCCAUACGUGUAGGUAAAAGGUGCCAUAAGGGAUAUGUUUUAACAAAUUUCUGCUAGAAUAGAAUGGAUAAUGUUAUUUGUUUCAUAAUAUUAUUUGAAACCGGGCCACUCUACAAGUCCGGAAAGCUUCAGUUAAGGGGGACCUAUUAUGCAGAAUUCAAAUUUUGCACAUUUUUCUCCUUCCAUUUGGGUCUCAACUGUUUCUAAAAACAGCCCAAACGCUUUAAAAAACUUUUUUGGGAGAUAAAUUUAUGAAUUUCAAAAACCUCCCAAUUGUUAAGUCACAUUUUACAGGCACUGCGCCAUUACUUAGCAACACCACCCAGGCCCAGCUCUGUUACCUAGCAGCCCAACUCCAGCAUGUUUGGUCAGCUGGGUUUAACACUGCUGGAAAAGACAAGUGUAUUCUUGUUGACUUUUAACUCCACGAUCUAUUUAUCAGCUAAUUUGCUCAUGUGCUAAAAGAAAUACUUCCAACAAAGGUAUGUUUGCUUCUUUUUUUCUUUUGGUAAUCAUUGUAAUUGUAAAUAUUGAAUUGAAUUAAAUUCAGAAAGCUUUAUUGAUCCCACAGGGAAAUGAAAUGCUAGUGUAACUUCAAAGAGUUAUUGUAGAUGUUAUAUAUAAAUAUAUACAUAGUAAUAAAAAUAUAUUUAGUUAUUAUAAACUAUAAUAAAUAGUGCAUGUUUCAAAGAGAAUAACCAAAAAUAAGAAUAAAAACAGUAUUACUGGAUUUUGAAAGACUAUUUUCUAAAAUACAACCUUCCAGUAAAUGUAUGUACCUGUGAAUCAAACGUGAAAACGAUAGAGUACUAUUGGGAUAUAGUCUUGUACAAUUGAUAACACCUUUAGCUAAUCUCAUAAAAGAUAUGAUUGUUAUGAAAGUAAAGGUCCUUUUUUUGUCCAGGUUAAAUAUCUCACAGUUCCUUCAGUCCUAUUACAUUUUUAAAUUGAAUAAUAAUCUAUGAACCAAAUUAUAAAAUGUAUUAUUCAUUAAGAGAAUUAUAACAUAGUCCAGGAAAAUAGCAUAUGUAGUUUUUUAGUUAAUACAAAUGAAUAUGUAAAUGUAUAUUUUGAGAAUGAUCCAGAAGUAUUUUCUUUAGUGCAUGCGCAAGUUAGCCAGCGGUACGGAUUGUGUUUCCAGAAUAGACUGUGCAGUGGCAACACAUUUAUGUUGGUUGCGCGGAAGGACCCUCUUCUGCUUUUCAAAGAUAUACAGUUGUAUAAUUGUGCAUGGCCUCCUCUCCCCCUUCCUGUCAUUUAAAGUCACAACAGGCCCUAAAACAUCUGAACUGACCAGACUAAAAUAUCAUUAUCUAAGAAUGAUUUAGUGCAAAAACUGUAACGAACAUGUUUUGUACAGCCCAUAGACCACUAGAGCUAUUGUUGAGCAAAAAAAAAAAAAAAUCCCAUAAAACAAAUUUUAGCAUUUUUAAUUUAUUGAAUUUUAUGGUCCUCCAGUAGUUUAAAUCUGCCAGUUUUGGUCACCACCUGUCAUAGACCUAACCUGUUCAAGGAAGCAUAAUAGGUCACCUUUAUAUGAACUGUCCAAAAUUAUUUGCUACAAACUGAGUUUGCCCUCGUCAUACAGUACAUUAUGCACACAUUUCUGCACUCUCCAUGCAUGUGCCAAUCUUUCCAAGGGCUCUGCAAUGCCUUAAGGCUGAGUCGGUUUCUCCUGUUUCAGGAGAUGGGGGAGGAGUUCUGUGAAAACUGUUUUCAGUGUUAGCACCGUCUGAUCUACAGCCUUCUGUCCCCCCUUCCUGUCAGAGCUCAAUCCUCCUGCCUAGACGCCUCAGCACCUCGUCAGGUUGCAGCUGCUUCAGAGAGCAUCCAGUCUGAACUUUACAAAGAAAAGCCAACAGCAGCUAUUUCCUCCCUCUACCUGGAGCUUUCUUUUCCUGCGCUUACGUGUAAAGUCUUCGCCUCCCCUGUCCCCCGUCACUUCUAAACUCGCUGCCGGUUGCUCUGGACGAUCUGCAAACUGCAUGGCUUGAAAAUGUUUCUGCCUGUGCUGCACAUUUAUCCAGUCGUAGCUUAGCAACCGGGGCUCCUGAUCGUUUACCCUGUUUUCCCCAACGUUGGAGUGCAAAGAUUCAGCUUGACAUAAACCAAGUGCUUUAUGGGACCAAAGAUGAGCUGGGCCCUUCGCUCUCUAAUGUCCCGUUCAGAACCUUCUGGCCUAGCCACAAACCACCACCCCGUGUGCCACUUCAUCUCUUAAUGGCAACACCACUGCCUGAUGCUUCCGAUGACGAGAGCCUGACGACAGUGAAAAGACUCGCCGAAGACAGUGGCCGGGCUUCUGAGAAGACACCAGCUGCGUUUCCAUUGAUCAUAAAUUAGCUUAAAGCUGCAAUACGUAACAAACUCCCAUUGUUGGUCAUGUGACUUGUGUGUUGCGUGUUUCCAUUGCAGUUUUGUGAAAUAAACAAAUUUCUGUAUAGCCAAAAACCACUUCAAACUUUCCAUCAAAAAACAAGUUUUUUCAGAACUGGCAUGUAUCCUGCUGCAGUAUGUAACUUUUAAAAAAUGAUGUUUUUUCAUAUUUAUUCAUACUAUCAUCUAGUGACAAUAUAGAUCAAUUUCUUUCACCUCCUUCCUGAGCUACUAUUGCUGUCUGAAGAAAUGCAGGGCUCCAGACUAAAAACAACCAAGCAGAGCCAGGAGGAUCUUAGUGCUGUCAAUCAAGCUCAUGUACUCCUUGAGGGUGAUUGACAGUGUUAACUCCCACCUCUUGGCUCUGAUUAGCUGCUUCUGGUUAGCACUAGUAGAAGGUAGAGAAGCUGUAUUUUUUUUUUUUUUUUUUCAGAUUAUCCAUCUCAUACCAUACAGUCACAACAUAGCGACAGAUUCAACAAAUGUGCAAAAAAUAUAUUUUUAAUAAAAGUUACAUACCGCAGGAGAAAACAACAAUUUAAAAGAUAAAACAAACCUGUUUUUCCACUAAGAUGAGGUGGUAUUUCAGUCAUAAAAUUGCAAAGGAAACACUUCUUUCACAUCACAUGAUCAACAACCGGAUGUUGCCACUGGUGCAAACCACUAAGUAGGCGACAGGAAGUAGUUGGAUGAUCAUUGCGUGGCAUGUUUUUUAAUGACUUAUCGCGCGAACAAACUUCUUCACGUGAGAUUCUUAAUUAUGUUUCUUAUUUGAUUUCCAAAAACACAAUUAUGAAAUUGUGUUUGUGUCAAAAUUAGUGGAAUAUCGUCAAAGUUUGUGGUUGGAAACGCAGCUUGUGUGUUUGUCUCGGUUCCUGCCGCUUUACUUCAGAUGAGGGUGAGUGCAGAUCUGUUGAUCCUGUUUGUAUCUGGAAGAAACAUUUCUGUGGGGAGGUGUGAGCAGAACAUCUUGCACUUUAAUUAACGUCAAAUUCAAAGAAACUGGAAGUUUUUUAUCAGCGGAGACGUUUCUGCCAAUCAGCUUGUGCCAUUGUCUCGGUCUCGGCAGGAUGGAUGAACGUAUUUCUCUCUUGUUAACCAUGACUCUUCCUGCAUCGGUCAUGUGGCCACACGCUGUGAGCUUUUCGCUCCUGAUGAACUUUGUUUUGGUUUUGUUGACUCAAAAGUGCAGUUGUGAGUUUUAUGCACUGCUGGAUUUUAUUUCAUUUGUUGUUAGAAGUUAGGAUUUAAACUGUAAUCUAUCAUCAAUGCAUUUCCUUUGAAUGUAAGGCUAGUCUCUUGUGAGAAACUAUCACAUCAGUUUUUCUGUUCUGUUUUAUCACUGCAGUGGUCACACAAGGCGUUAUUUAAACUGGUCACUCCAGUUAUUGUCAGGGUUCCUGCACAGUGUGGAAAAGUCUGGAAAGGUCUAGAAAAGUCUGGAAUCCAAGGUUUUCCUGGUUUGAAAGGGAAAAUUAGAGAAUAUUUGCAUUUAUAAAACUUUGUUCCCAGUUUGUUCGCAGUACCUUCCUUCUUUUUUUUUCCUUCCUUCCUUCUUAUCUUUCUUCAUUUCUUCCUUUCUCCCUUCCCCACUCAGUUUUUUUUUUGAUAUUUACAGCCCACAGUAUAAAUAUCAUAAGUUCCUGCUGAAUCUUAAUAUUAUAAACGGUCUGAGAUUUUUGCAAGUUUGAACUUGCUACAGUAUUUUAGAUUUUCCAUGUGAAGGAACCCUGUUUUGUGUACAGCAUCCCUAUGAACGUGUCGUGCAUGACUUAUUUUCCAAUAUGUUCAUGGCCUUGUACGGUACUGCUCAACUGUUACGAUAUCUAUUUAUUCUUUCUAUCUGGAUCGUCAUGGAAACGCUCGCUUUUGAGGAGUCAGCAUGUCGACACCCAAUGACCCUCGUCCGGUUCGGAUCACAUGGAAGGCUGUGAAGCAGCAGCUAUGUCUUAUUACAGUUAUGCAUUCAUAAAGCCUCUAGCUUUUGAACAUUAGCAGCAGCUGCUGACCUCUCUCUAGGUGCUACUUCUCUUCGCUGUGCUCCUUAUUGUUUUCAGUUGGACAGAAAGUGGAAGCUGCUCCGGUUCCAGUAGAACCAAACGCUGUAUGAUUUGUUUGGAUUUCAUUCACAAAGACGAGGAUAAAACACAAAAACCCACCAAACCCAUUCAUAAAGUUCUGCUCAAGUUUCAGUGUAUGAAGCAGCCUGAACUCACUGAACAGUGCGGCUGAAAAGGAUUUGACCUCUUUCAGAUUGUAGAUGGUUUGAACAUUGUUAGCAUCUCCUUGUAAGCAUAAUACUGCAUUGUCCUCAAAACCAACAGCUAAUAACUUCCAUAGGGAUGGAUGAAGAGUGUGUAGUGGCAAAUCAGUUGUGCCAAAUGUCAAAUCGAUCUUUAUUCACAGAGUUUAGCAUUUAAUGCACAAAAAUAUGUUUAUGGAGCAGAAACUGGUAAAUUUUGUUCCUCUCAAGCUGCCAAGUUCUUCACUGGUAAAGCCAACCGGUCCUGAAUAAUAUAAGCUGUUUUCUUACAGCUUUGUUUUUAUUUUCGAACAGAACAUUAUGUUAAGGUUGUCCUGAAUGAGAAUGGUUGUCAGGUGGCGACAUAACUGGGUUAAAAAGUAACUGAAGAUUCUUAAAAUGCCUCAAAUGUAAAUGGUUGAAGUUUUGAAAAUUAGGCAGCUGUACGUUCAGAUUUCUGACUCAAUCACAAAUAUGAAGGAAGCACAAAUUAGGACGCCUUAAACAUAACCCCAUCUUCUCCCUAUGGCUCCCCCUGUUUAUGUUGUCUCUCUGUAUUCAGCCCCCAAAUCCCAUAAAAUCAGCCAGGUCUCGUUUGGCUGAGCAUUUAAUUAGGUACAUUAAUUUGUUUCACUGAGGUUAAAGCAUCAAAAUAAGCCAAAGACAUAAAAAUAAACCAGAGGCAGUGAACAAGUUGAGCUGGUCUGCAAACCAAGCUGGACUGUUUCUACUCUGUAAAUCACAAAAAUAAGAAUACACCUUUGAAUCUGUUUACUUUCAGAACAUCUGAUUAAUCAUCAAUGAGUUAUUUAUAAGAUUAAAAACUAAUAAUGAGCUUUUUUAAACCACUAACAGUGUUAAUAUUCCAGAUUUGUGCUCAGGACGUUGCCACUCCAUCCCUCACUAGUUUAAUUUGAUUAAAUGUAAAGACUAACUACUGAAGGCAAAAGCAGUCUUGAUUUUCUUGAGGUAACAGGUUUUUCCAGAGACUUUUAAGCAAUAUUACUCCAAAAGACAAACCACUUAAAAAGACAGAUGAUUUCCAGUUAUAUCAGAUUCAAUUUGGUCAAAAUUCAGUUUAAAUCAAUUCAGAAAAUUUCUUUAAAUGGAGUCCAAUUCAGUCCAAAUUUUAAAAAGCAAUCAUCAAAAAUGUAGUUGAUCAUAAGUUUUAUUGCCAACAGGCAAGCAUGGGGUGACAGUGGAUACGAAAAACUGUCUGGCUGGUUGCUGAGAGGACAGAAAAACAAAACGGAAAAAUCAGAAAGUACACUGGACCAGGUGUACUUUCUAUAUGGAAAUAAAAAAGGUUCAAAGGCAGCAAUAGCUCCAAUAAUUGGUCUGGUCAGAAGCAAAAGAGAAGUUAGCCAGGUGUACCUUCCGAUGGGAAGAAAAUGUAAGAAAGAGAAGAGCUUCAAAGUGUGUAAAAUAUGUUUUCACUACUUAAUAAGCCUUGUUAUAUUGGGAUAAUGACACAAAUAUCAGCUCAUCUUCUGACAAUGCCAUGAAAAUACAUUUCUAAGCCUUUAUGCUCUCUCUCCUUCUGUAGCAACUAGGGGUGCACCAAUUGCACUUUUCUGGCCAAUCAACAAUCUUUAUAAAGCCUGACCUGCCCAUUUCUAUUUUUUUGUUUGAAAAAUUGGUAAAUAUAGCGUCAAAGUCGCUAAGUCUAUGACUGUUGUUAACACUUUAAGGAGACAGAAGCUAAUUUUGAGAAUGAUAAGAUCAGUUUUUCAUCUCCCAAAGUGAAGGAAGUUGUGGCUGAUUUAUUGGUGCACCCCUAGUAGAAACCACAGUCAUCAUAAGAGUACCUUUAGGCAUAUUUCUUUAAAAUCAUGUGCCACAGCAGUGCCAAAAAGACCAGUGGCUUGUUACGUUACGCUGCGUUGUGUCUUAUGAACUGUGAGUUAAAAAAUUUUUGGAACAAAAAUGUUUAUCAAAUGUUUUGCUCUCCAUUGUAUCCUGCUUUGUUUAUUCACUGCAAUGCUUCUUUAUCAUUGUUGCAUAAUGUGAACUUUUUUGCCAAAAGUGUUAUGGCUUUCACUGUUAACCACACACACGCACACACACAAACCGUCCAGCUACUAACCAAGCUCGACCGGAGUGUCUGGACCUUGAGUGUGUUUUUUGAUAGUUGCUAUAUUGCUUCAGUCUUCUGCAUAUAUAAGCAUUUUCUGCAUGGUCACUCCAAGACAGGUUUUUAAAGGAAGCCCAAAUUUUCUGAACGGUGGUGACUUUUAUAUGAAUCAAAAAGCGGCCAUGCAUGUAGCAAAAACAAAAGAAAAAAGACAAAGAAAACGCUUUCAGAUCUCCUUGUUUCAUCUCGAAUCACAGGAAUGAAGAUUUUCCUUCAGACAGUUGGCAAACAUUAUUCGCUGUUGCUACUUUGAUAAACAUGCUGUGUGUAAUUAAAGGCCUUCGUUGCACACUUGCAUGCAUUGAGACAGUAUCCAGUUUUUUAAUAUUUUGUAUGCAGUAAUCUGCAUUUUGCAGUAUGUAUAUAAAAGUAGCAGCAACUCAGUCUAUAGGUGGUUUGAUCCUUGUUCUGAUGCACACUAAUAUCAGUUCUUUAUAGUUACAAGUGAAUCAUCCACUGUUUGUGCUAGUUAAUGUGAAUUAUUAGGGCCACAAAUUUUGGCAUUUCUUCCACUGAACUGGAUGCAGAUUUUUUUCCUUUUUAAUGGAGAUUGGAGCAAAAUUAUUAGUGUGACGUUUUACCUGUUGCACCUUUUUGGAAAGUAAUGCUAAUUAACUUUUUUUAAAAUAGAUAAAAAUGUAACAUCUGUCAAUCUUGCCUUGAUAUGUGAUGAAAUGGCGACUAGUUGAACUCACUUCCAGGCUUCUGGAGUUGAAAUGGGUUUGGUCUGGUGACUCUGUUAUCCCACAUGUGACAUGUGAUGGUUUCAGUGGCUUACAUUUUGUGAAGGUACCAGAUAGAAAAUACUCUUAAGGUUGAUUCAGUCAAGUAUCUUUUAUCAGUAUUUCAUCAGCUGUGAAUUUGGACUUAAAUGCAACCAGUCCAUCAAAACAGAUGGCAUGAUGAUCUUAACACAUACAAUUUAAAGAAACAAUGAUGACCUUUGCAUUUCCUCCUAUGAGGUAAAUAUGGAGCUACUUUACUCCUAAGGGACUAAUUCUGCAGGGCUAUGAUGGCCAUGAAUCUGCAGAUCAGUUCAGUGGAAGGAGGAUUCAGAAAUUCACACAUUUUUAUGAUGAAAGCAGGAGAAAUGUGAUCAGUGAAACUGAAAAUUACAUCCGUAAGUUGACUUCUAUCCGUUCUCAACUCUAGGAUUGAUGGAUUUAACAACCACAUCAGUUUGCCCAGUGCUGCAUGUGAUCAAGUAGAUCAAAAUAUCAGAGAGAAAACAUCUGGUUUCUCCUAUGGACCGCAUCCGAUUCGAUAAACUGAGAUUUUUAUAAAAUAUAAAACAAGCCUGACAUUGAGUCUCGUCCACUUAAGGAAUGAGCUUGUGAAUUCUCUUGUAUUUUUCUGCCAAUGUUUGUUGACUGGAGCCUGGGAAACCUACUGCAUGGUGACUCUUCUAGGAGAUGCUACCGUCUUUGUAUCGAGUAUCUUUUAUCAGUAUUUUCUAAGCUUGUUAAUUUUAUAUAUCCACUUUAACUUGCGCUCCUGACUGAUAUGUUUACUGAUAGCUAUGUACCGGAGAGCCGUGCUAUAUGUUCUGUAACGUGAGCUUGUCAGUGCGUUACUUUCAGUGUGAGCUUUGCUUUUCUUUUUCUAUUGCGUGUUAGCUGAAUUUGGUUUUCGGUUACACUGUGGUUAUUUUAUAGCUACAAUCUGAAAUACUUUUUUUUCUUUUGUAUUUUAUGUCAACUUGUGGCAUGACUUUGAAAUAAAACUAGAAAACAUA